GUUUAUCCAACACUAAAUUUCUUGACACGGGAGAGAAAUAAGCACCAUCUUCUUCUUCACAACAUGCCUUGGAAUAACGAGUUCGGUGAUGAUACAGAAGGUGGCAAAAAAACAGAAAGUUCUGAUGAGGAUUCACCACCUGAAACUACUGUUCAAAUAAUCCAGAAGAUAAUAGCAGAGAUGAUAGGGACAUUUUUCUUGAUUUUUAUGGGUUGUGGAUCUGUCGUGGUCAAUCAGAUGUAUGGUUCUGUAACAUUUCCAGGAGUUUGUGUGGUAUGGGGUCUAAUUGUGAUGGUGAUGGUUUACUCUGUUGGUCAUAUCUCUGGUGCACAUUUCAAUCCAGCAGUCACUGUUACUUUUGCCAUCUUUAGACAUUUUCCUUACAAACAGGUACCUCUAUACAUUGCGGCACAAUUACUUGGAUCACUCCUUGCUAGCGGCACCUUAAGCCUUCUUUUUAGCGUGACAGACGAGGCUUACUUUGGGACAAUACCAGUUGGACCCGACAUCCGUUCUUUUGUUACUGAAAUAAUCAUAUCGUUCCUUUUAAUGUUUGUUAUCUCUGGUGUUGCCACUGACAAUAGAGCGAUUGGAGAAUUAGCAGGAAUUGCAGUUGGAAUGACAAUUAUGUUGAACGUUUUCGUUGCUGGGCCUGUAUCUGGGGCAUCCAUGAAUCCUGCUAGGAGCUUGGGGCCUGCAAUAGUGAUGCGUCAAUUCAAGGGUAUCUGGGUUUACAUUGUUGGCCCCCCCAUUGGUACCAUCCUAGGAGCGCUCUGCUACAAUAUAAUUAGGUUCACUGAUAAACCUCUCAGGGAAAUAACCAAGACGGCUUCAUUUCUAAAAUCUAAGAAUUGAUUGUCGCCAUCCCCACUUUCUUUUUAGCCCGGCUCAUCCUACAAAUUUGUGAUGCAGCUUCUACUUGUACUAUCAGUGAUAAGACCAGUACAAAGUAAGUAGAUCUGUACUGGAUAAAUAGAGAGAAAAAAAUAAGAAGAAGAAGCAUAUAUUAGAGAAAUAUGAAUUGUCGGGAAACAUAAAUCCUGGUAUAGGAAUUUGUUUAGGCAUUAGGCCAUGUGGAUGUAAUUUCAAUCCUCCAAUAUAUUGCAGGUGAUUCUAUCCAAGCUUCAAUUAUACACUCUUUGUUUUUAUA
This is a messenger RNA of Populus trichocarpa (black cottonwood), 1150 nucleotides long. Its product is annotated as probable aquaporin NIP-type. Gene Ontology annotation, molecular function: channel activity. Lineage: Eukaryota; Viridiplantae; Streptophyta; Magnoliopsida; Malpighiales; Salicaceae. Gene Ontology annotation, biological process: transmembrane transport. The transcript is spliced from 5 exons. The record is from RefSeq and is a predicted model, not a curated record. The coding region runs from base 64 to 855 and encodes 263 amino acids. Gene Ontology annotation, cellular component: membrane.